CAUGCUUUUUUCCCCUGCCAUUUUGAGUUGCUUUAGACAUGAAUAGGUAGCAUUGGUCAGAACAGUAGUAGCUAAUGAGCAAAACCAAAUACCCGUGUCCUGAAUAUUGAUUUUGAUAUUCUACUGGUAUCUUGUGCUUUGUAGUUUUUUGCAUCACAAGGAGCUCAUAAGGAAGAGCAGCUCUCUGGAUUCUGUGUGCUCUCUUUCUGGUUAGUGUGUAAGUGUGUUUAGAGAUUGAAGCACUGAUUUGGUAGAGAUUAACAUAUUCAUCAACUGUUGGAUUAAUAUUUGGAGCAAUAUGUUUCUGAAAACUAGCUCUUCAGCAUGAAUGAGACGUUUGUGAAAGAGUUCCUAGCCAAAGCCAAAGAAGACUUUUUAAGAAAAUGGGAAAGCCCCCCUCAGAAUACUGCUGGCCUAGAUGAUUUUGAGAGGCAAAAAACCCUUGGAACAGGAUCAUUUGGGAGAGUAAUGAUGGUGAAACAUAAAUCCACAGAACAGUAUUAUGCUAUGAAGAUACUGGACAAACAGAAGGUUGUCAAACUGAAGCAGAUAGAACACACACUGAACGAGAAGAGAAUAUUACAAGCGGUGAACUUUCCUUUCCUUGUUAAACUGGAGUAUUCUUUUAAGGACAAUUCUAAUUUAUACAUGGUAAUGGAGUAUGUUCCUGGUGGAGAAAUGUUUUCACAUCUAAGAAGAAUCGGAAGGUUCAGUGAACCACAUGCACGGUUUUAUGCAGCUCAGAUAGUGCUAACAUUUGAGUACCUCCAUUCAUUAGACCUCAUCUACAGAGAUCUAAAGCCUGAAAAUCUUUUAAUUGAUCAGCAAGGAUACAUCCAGGUCACGGACUUUGGCUUUGCAAAAAGAGUAAAAGGCAGAACUUGGACGUUAUGUGGGACUCCAGAAUACCUGGCACCUGAAAUAAUUCUCAGCAAGGGUUACAACAAGGCAGUGGAUUGGUGGGCAUUAGGAGUGUUAAUCUAUGAAAUGGCAGCUGGAUAUCCCCCAUUCUUUGCAGAUCAGCCCAUUCAAAUUUAUGAGAAGAUUGUGUCUGGCAAGGUGAGGUUCCCAUCACACUUCAGUUCAGACUUAAAGGAUCUUCUAAGAAAUUUACUCCAGGUAGAUUUGACCAAACGAUAUGGAAAUCUCAAGAAUGGUGUAAAUGACAUAAAGAAUCACAAGUGGUUUGCAACUACAGAUUGGAUUGCCAUUUAUCAGAGAAAGGUAGAAGCUCCAUUCAUACCAAAGUGCAGAGGUCCUGGAGAUACCAGCAACUUUGAUGACUAUGAAGAAGAAGAUAUUCGUGCGUCUCUAACAGAAAAAUGUGCAAAAGAAUUUGCUGAUUUUUAGUGGGAGUAAGAGGACAAGAUGACAUCAGGGCUCACAUUGGGAUCUUUGCACUCUGUUAACAGAUGAGGUGGAGCUGAGACCAUCAUAUGUCAAAACAGUUACCUAGUUACUUCAUUCCACAAAGCUGACUGAGGUCUUUAUUGCCAUCUUCCAUGUGUGCAGUUUGCACCAACCCUUCUAACUAGGCACAAUUAAGCAAGCACUGUUUGUGCAGUAACACAGAAUAAUAGACCACUUUCCUACUUAACUUUGGUUUCUGUCGUUCUUUGUUUCUGUGUAUUGUUCAUUUUCCCCCUUUGAAAUGAAGUAGUUUUUUACCCAAGAAUGCUCCAUUUUAUUUUGAAUAAUGUAUUAUUUGUGUGAGUGAAAUGGAAGGUGUUGCGGCUAGUGUGAUUUAGACUGAAGUGAAAGAUAAAUGUUGCUUCUAGUCUGUGCCAGCCAAUAAUUCAUGUCUGUCUUGUGUCUGAUGCUACAAUUUAUAAUAAUUUUUUAGUAGCUCAGACUAAACCUAGCCAACAUUUUUAGCAUUUUUGAAGGUAGUAUUUAUCGCCAUAUAAAUGUCUGCUAAAUUAACUUAAAAACAUUUUUUCCUGGAGGCUGACCAAAAUUCAGUAGAAUCAAUUGGAUGGCUUAAGUAGGGGACAGUAGCUAGACCCCGUGCCUUGGUUUUCUACAUCCCUGCAGUUUUCGUCACUGCCUCCUUCCUUUGUAUUUCCCACCUAGGCAGUAGGCAAAUUGCCAUAACCAGACUGUACCAUGGAAAGCUUACAGUCUCAUGAGAGGGAGUAAUUCCAUCUGGUCUGGAUUUUGGACCAUAUUAAACCAAGUCAACUUACCAGCAUUUCAGUUGGCAGGUAUGAAAUGGCUUGUUUAAGAUCAAGAACCCUAAACUCUUAAAGGAAGUUUUGGUCAGUACUGUAGAGAAUUCAUUUUGAUUCACCUUUUCUUUUUUUUUUUUUUUUCCUAAUUUUUAAAAAGUAGCCAAUGUUUGGGCUCCCAAAGUAUUCCUUGCUUCAAGCCUUUUUUGAUUAAAAAAGGCAUCCAUUAGAAUAAAAACCACCAUGCCACAAAAAGCAAAAUGCGCUCUGCCAUUAGCUAUGAAAAACAAAUGGUUUAGCAAAUGCAAAAUAAUGUUCUAGAUGCAUCGCUGGAUGAACACGGUUAUUUUUUGUUAGCUGUUAAGAAUAAGAGGUUAUUGCCAAGUUUUUAUUCUGGUAUACUAUAUUAGUAAACUGAGGAUGGAGUACUGCUACAAUCAUUUUCUUUUUAAUUACAGCACUUCAUUCAAGAAGAAAAGAGAUCAAGUUUAAAAACUGCAACAGCUGAGUUUAUUUUAGUUGCGUUGUGUCUUCAUUUCUAACCUACUUUCUUUCAAUCAAUCAGAAUGUAUGGUCACACAGAUACAAGUAUUUGGGUUUAAUUAUGUUUUGUAUACUCUCACCAACUGACUUAAAAGGUAUUGCUACCAUGUGCUAGCUUUGGGCACUUUUACACAUUUAUUUCAAUGUUAAUAAUCAGCGGCUCAGCACUUUUUUCGGGGUUGCUUUUAAACUUAUUCAUAGUAGUUUUAUUUGUACACUUGGUUCUGGCUGUCUCAGUGACCUGUCUUAAAACAGCACAUCUAAAAGUUUAAACUAGACUCAUGUUUUAUGACAAAUUUACAUGCAUACAAGGAUGAUUCUUUUUUUUAAAAAAUGAGCUAUAUUGAUAUAUAGCCAUUGGAUUUCUUUGAAUGCCAGUGCAAAUAAACAGCUGGCAUUCCUUCCUUUUAAUCUGUACGACACUCUUAAAAGAAAAGCCUUUGUAGACAUUUUACAAAAGAGUAUGAAACAUACCACCAAUGUUCUGUAUGUUUAGGUUGUUGAGCAUUUUUGCACAACGUCAUUAGGAGGCUGACACUGAAUGCAGUCUUUGUCCACCCAUAUUUACAUACAUGCAAGAAAAGUAUAAGAUACUUUGCUGUAGCAAAUUUUAUGUAACAAAGAUAUAUCGUCACAUUAAUAAAUUUAAAGAAAUCCUUUGUAUGAAAAUGUUAAAAUCUUUUGUAUUUCAUUUAGACCAAGGACAUGCUGCUGUAUGCUAGCUGUAUGCGAUAAAUUCUACAGUAACUUUGUUGUCGUUUAUGAACUUUAAAAGAUUUUAAUAAAUGUUGGAGAUCACAA
This is a messenger RNA of Corvus hawaiiensis (hawaiian crow), 3512 nucleotides long. It is a transcript of the gene PRKACB, whose product is annotated as protein kinase cAMP-activated catalytic subunit beta. Lineage: Eukaryota; Metazoa; Chordata; Aves; Passeriformes; Corvidae. Gene Ontology annotation, molecular function: ATP binding; cAMP-dependent protein kinase activity. The transcript is spliced from 11 exons. Gene Ontology annotation, biological process: peptidyl-serine phosphorylation. Gene Ontology annotation, cellular component: nucleus; cAMP-dependent protein kinase complex. The record is from RefSeq and is a predicted model, not a curated record. Bases 325 to 1350 code for a protein of 341 amino acids.